CUAAUGAAGAACCAAAUAUUGAAGAACCUGUGGAGGAGAAUGUACGUUUGGUUGAGUCAUCUGCAGAAAUGCCACUUAUAGACGAGGAUGAAACGACCGUAGAUCCAACCGAUGGUCCUACAGACAGCGAAGCAACAUAUACAGACACACCUGCGAUUGAAACAACCACAGCAGAAUCAUCCAUAGAAGAAGCACCCGCGAGAAACUCUGAAGUUUUAGAAACUUCUAAUGUAACGCCCAUUGAAACAGCCGAAGUUCCCAUACCAGAUGAAUCUACGAUAGACGAAACUGCCAUGGACACACCAAAGAAACCUGAAGAAGAAUUGGUCGUAGCGCCAAUAGUCGACGAGGUGACCGAUGUCGACAAUCGUGCAGUACCGAUCGAGUUCUCGAGAGAUUUUAACGGGAAGAAAAUGUACGUGAGCGUGCAGAUGCAAACGUCGAACACGAUUCUGACGCAGAUCUUGUCCGAGUUUCAAGUAGGCAACAAAAAGCGGCAGGUACUGAUGAGUAUUAAAUUGCACUCGAACCUGGAUGGAAAUGGCGAGGAUGAAGAACAAUCGUCAGAUUCGAACGGUAGCGAAGUGGCGGCCACUGAAGGACAGUCUCCGAGAUAUGACAACUACGAUCAUCAGAGACGAAUAAGACGAGUUACCGUUAGUCCAUCCGUGUACCGUCGAACGUUGACAUCGAGGAAUACAUACGAUUCAUCGAUGUACGCGUCGGUCAACCACGCGACUUAUGAGAGGACCGAAACAAAUUAUUCGCCAGAGAAUGAAAACAACACGACCAACGGGACGAAUCAUGUGUGCGGACCUUGCGGAAAGAAGAGGCGAUGAUUCAAUCAGUGCUACCGGAAACUCGACUAGACCACCUCGACUCGACCAAAAACCGUGUACAAGAUGCGCCGCCACCGAGGGUACGAUUUUCUCGCGUUGUACCUCGCUAUAAUUUUUUCUCCAAGGAAACUCGUUUCUUCUCCCUUCUUUUUUCCUCUCUUCUCCUUUUUCCCGUUAUUUUCUAAGAGAAAAAACUAUCGCACGGUCAGGUCGAUGAGAAAAACGGUGAAUCCAAGCGGUUACUGCGUAUCCGGAAAUAUGAGGGAAGAGGUAAAAAUGUCACGAAGCUCAUAAAACGAUGGCUUUCAAGGAAACUCGAGAACUCUUCAGCGUCCCUCGGCUAAAAUCUCGACAGCGCGCUGUUCAGGAAUAUUUCGUGGCCGGCGUAACAUCCCCGUACGAGCGAGCUUAAGAGAAGAUCCUGGUACCUUAAGUGGCUUUAAUGGUCAGUGUCCAUUGAGACGAAAAUUUCGAGCAACUUUGCCCCGAAGUUUGCCAGAAGCCAGCGUACAAGACACGCGGCCUCUGCCACCGCCUGAGUGCCAAGUAUCACUUAGGACACGUGAGUAAUCCUGAGAAGAACACGUAUACCUCGAUGCAACGUCGUCAUCAGUACCGAAUACUCUCUGGCUGGCAAGUUACGGAACCGCAGAGAGACGAUGUGAUUUGCAAAGUUGAGACGAGGACGCGAGUUUGAAAACCGAGAACGGUUGUAAGGACUAUGGUGAAAGAUUUUGAAGCUUAAACGAAAAAAGAUGAUCAGCAAAUUUUUUUAUCGAUGAUUGAAAUCAUGUGGAUGCCAAAUUCAAUGAUAUUAUUAUUAUAUAUCCUUAAUUGGUAAUAAAUAAAAAUUGAAGGAAAAUGUAAGUAAAUAUAUUUUAACUUAAUUAAUUUAUUUAGAAUCACGCGUUUCAAUUUAAUAUUUGGCGUUCUAUAUCGUAUGUCCGUCAAAUAAAAUGAAUUCAUACUGAAUAUUAAUUUAUACGGUAAAAUGCAGAUUGACCAUUUUCGUUGCAACUAGAUUGUAGGAAUUAUAUUAAUUAUUUAAUUUUUAUACAUGGCUGUCUUCUUCAAAGUCACUUUUCUUCGUUAUGUGUAAAUUUAAUUUCGUUUAUAAUUUCCUAAUGUUACUCGUAAUUUAAACGCAAUAUUCGGACAUGCUUUUAGAAAUCGGACGAAGCACUCAAUUUCAUAGAAUUGAAUUAGGUAACGAAAUAAACCAUCAGCGAGAAGGGUAAAUGUGUCUGGUUACUCCAGGAUUUAUCAAGCAAUAAUGUUGUUAUAAAGGCGCUCGAAACGAAAUUUCCAACCCUCAAUAAACGGGAUAAACUCGCCGAUAAUUCGUUACAAUAAAGUUGAAACUUCGCCAGUGUUUAAAUAUUACACAAUACAUUGGAUAUUUGAUUUGAAAGCAACGGCAACGGAACAAUCUCUUGAUUCAAUAUUUAAUAUCAUAACGAAACCGAACUAAUUUUCCCGUGUAAUUAGUAUUGAUCUGAAGUGACUGCACCGAGCGUUGCUCGGAAAGGUUUCAAUAUUUUUCGUAUAAUCUAACCUAAAUCGACAAAGUUUGUGCCAUUCGAGAAUAAUUUCGCUAUUAAUCAUGAAAAUCUUUAAUUGUUUAAACAAUACGCCUUAUCGACCACGUAGAGUCCUCUGCGUUUCGAAGCUAUCCUCGUUGGAGUUCCUGCGAUCACAGAACCCCAAUCUGAACGAAGACCAAAUAUUGUCAAUGUUGAAAGAACGUGGAAAAGAUCCGAACGAAAUUUUCACCGAGCAUCAACAACAGAUUACUUGCGAACAAAAUCUAGCAGCGAUUUUAAAAAAGCUCAACAUCAAUUUUUCUAUUACGAAAAGGAUAGCAGACGCAUGGAAAUUUAUGAAUUGGGCGGAUUUGGUGAUCCCGAUAGGUGGAGAUGGCACGUUUUUGCUAUCCUCCAAAUUAAUUACAGACAACGUGAAACCUGUGUUGGGCAUCAAUCCGAGCAUCCGAUCGAACGACAAUAACAUUUUUACGCUUCCUCCGAAAUACGCGACGAACAUCGAAAGCAUAUUUGAGCGACUUCAUACAGGAAAAUACACGCUAUUGAUGCGAAGUCGCAUUCGAACAGUGAUGAAUGGAGAAGGACUUUACAGACGACCUUUUCAUAUACACGAGAAGAGCCGUACACAAGGAGAGAAAAGAGCCGAAGCUCUUGCGCGAACGACACAAAGGAAAAUAGCGGACUCACUUCAACCACGGCAGAGGACUUUGCCUUGGCUGGCAUUGAACGAAGUAUUUAUAGGAGAAUUUUUGGCAGUCAGACCAAUAACAUUACAAAUCAGAGUUGAAGAUCAAGAGCCGCAUCAAAUUCGAAGUUCAGGUAUGUGCGUUUGUACAGGUACUGGCUCCCAAUUCUGGUACAAAUCUAUUAACAUUCAAUCGGCCGAAACCGUUCGAUGUAUCGUCGAAAUAGCCACCGGCAUUAAAUUAAGCAACGAGGAAACCAACGAAUUACUCCACAAAUAUCAUCAAGCUCUCAUCUAUUCUCCAGAGGAUUUGAACAUGGUAUACAUGAUCCGCGAAAUGUAUCAUACUACACGGUGCAAGAACCAGAAAUGUUGCCCGGACAGACAAAAGUGCAACAAGCUUACUGUGAAAUCCUGUGGCUUUGACGCUGGCUUGGUGAUAGACGGUAGCAUUUCUUUGCCCUUCAACGACGGUACUAUCGCAACUUUCGAUAUCAAACCUGAAUAUUCGUUGAAAAGCAUCAUGCUCACUUGAUGUACAGUUAUCAUGUAGCUGCACUAAAACAAGUUUCUCCAGGAAGCGAGCUUAUGUGGUAGAUCUUUUCACAGGAAUAUAAGUGUCCGAUCGACAAAUUAAAAGUAAACUUCUUCUCGCAUUUCUCUUUUCUACUUCCCGUUUCGUAUUUUUAUUUUCUACUGUUUAACCUUAUUCCAUUUAUGAAAAUUUAUUUUAUGCGGAAUAUAAAAUUGCAUAUAAAUAUUAUCUAAUAAAUAACGAUUUUUCUUUCAUAUGGACAAACGAAGCAAGCGAGCUUUUCCUUUUACGAUCUUCCGGUUUCGGCUUUAAUGCAGUCCGAUUUCUUAUUUAUCUCUAAUGACGGAGGCGUAGGGCAAAGUAGCAAGUAAUUGCGCGCAUUUGUUCCGAAAAUGAAGGUAGUCUGAGACCAAAAGAUAGGAAGAGCCGGUUAUUUCACCGGCAAAGGGCAGCCUGGUCUUUUUCUACAACAAGAGGGAGAGUGAAAUACCUUUCCAGCUCCGUUUUCCGUUUCCUUGCAAGGAGGCGAACCACGUCCAGACUUCCAUUAACCCCGUAAUUUCGGUUUUGGCUGAACCGCAGACACCCCGACCUUCGAGAUCAGGUGUUCAUACUUGCUGUUUGUGUACGAAUAAACAUUCAAAGAUACUCACACAGUCCGCAAGGUAUACAGGAUGGUUUACUUGCUGCUCUGGUCAAAUACGCGAAUCCUGGUUUAGAUUUCUUAACCAGAAAUAAUAGCACUUUAUUAUAUAGUUAACUCUACUUCGUGUCUCCUAUCUCAUGUCUUUUAAGAUAAGAUCUUUCACAGAAAUGUAUUCUUACAUGAAAGUACGCCUGGAACUGUGAUAAUUAAAAAUGAAAUUAUACAAGAGUAAAAAAAGAAAAAAGAAAAAGAAAAAGCUUAAAAUUCUAAGGGAAAGACUGAAGUUAUAAAAUGAAAACGACGAGAUAAGAAAUGGUAUAAUAGAAAUAAAAAGAUACGUGGCACCGCUCCAAACUCUAAAAUAGUACACUUCACAGGCAAUUUCGAGAACAAGGAAGAAGACGAUGUCAUAAAACGGUAGUAAUAAACCUGGAAGUAUAUCAAACAAAUGAAAGAAAUGAAAAGAUAUGAAAAUAAAAUGUAAGUACACUUUGUCAAAGGUUAAUUGCAGCAGAUUUCGUAAUUAUUUAAAUGAGAAAUUCUUUGCUGCGCGCUGUUGGCGUUCCAUUUAAUUCUGUUUAUUUCAAACUGGCGGAAGAUUGUUUUAAUUUACCAAAUGUAUUAAAUGAAUUGUAAUUAGGAAGCUUGAAAACGAAAUUUGUCAGUUAACAACACACCCUAUAUGCAGAUUACUGUAUACAUACUCGUUCGGCUAUGUGCACUGUUUUCGUACUCCUCGAGCGCAAAUUGCGGAUACUUGAGACACAGGAUACCUAAGUAAAGUAGCCACUACCGACAUUUUCGGGACAAGCACGUAAAGCAGCCGUUGUAAAAAAGUUGAAAGGCUGUAAAGGUCGGGCUUUACGCGUACCAACCGAAUGUGUCGGAAACUUUAGUGUUAUUUAAAACGAUGCCCGAAAAUUCUCAUCCUUGAACUUGCGUCAAUAAUCACUUCGCAAUUUGAAGAAUAUUUUUCGCCCUUUGAAUAUAACUGAGCCAAAAGUUCAUUGCACCAAUUCAUCGUCAAAAAUAUUUAUAUACUCUAUAAAAAGGAAUGUUUUAUAGUCUACUUCUAUUAAACUAAAAUGUCACAAAAAUUCAGUCCAAAGGUGGUUUGUUUUAUGCCAAGACGUCUAAAAGCUAUUUUAUUAUUGCUUUAUAUCUAUGUUAGAAAGUAAAUAUGUUAUCGUGUUACGUAUGCUUUAUUUAAAUAGAAAUAGCCUUUCUGGUGUACGAGGACUUUUAUAGGUGACUGUAUAUCUGAAUUUCUUUAUUCUACUUAAAAGAACAAGAAAACAUCAGAAUAGUAAUUUGAAUAGAGUUGUUUGGAAAAAUUCUUCGUAGAAGACAAAAACAGUUCAUGCGAUUUCGGAUAAUUUUGUUUUCAUAGAAUAGUCGAUCGAAUAAUGGAUUUAGAAAGUGUUCAACCUUACGAAGACUAAUUAGGGUAAAUUCAACAAAAUUCAGGAGUAGAAUCAUUAACUUAUUAAAAUAGGUUCUCAAUCGGAUGUCUGAGAAACCAAGAACCAGUCUCAUUAAUCCCUACGAAAGACCCAAUCCGUGAAGAACAAUGGAGAUCCGCCCCAGACGGACUCAUCGAAGACAAACAAACGCACGGCCGACCAAGAACAACGGACGACAUCGACCAAGCCUUUGUACUUCGUAAUUGAACGCCGCUGUCUUCUGCUCGCACAAGUUUUAGACGCUUCCAACCCAACAAAGGUUCGGCUAAAAGGAAACAGAACUGGGAAUUUUGGAACAGCGAAAUUUGAUACUUUUACGGAAACUUCAAGUAUAUCGAUCGUCCCCUUUCUCAGAAUUUGUUCAAUUUCUGUAUUGACCCUUAGUUUGGUCGAUAAUAGUGAUCGAUGAUUAUUUUUUAUUAUUAAUUAUUCAUCAAAUAAUAUCAUAAUAUCAAAUUAAAUUUAUUUUGAAAUUAACGAUUACACGAUCUGAUUAAGAGAAGAUACACUGUAUUAUUGUAGACCUAUUUGUUCCAAUAUUGAACACAAAAUUGAAAAACAACCAAGUUAGUAGGUAAAAUAUUUUAUAAAAAGCAAUGAACGUGAAAUCGACGUGAAAAAGAUGAAAGGUAAAAAACGUAAACGAAAUUUUUAACACGAGUUAAAGCAGCUUGGGGAUUAGACGAGAUACCAAGAAACUGAAAACACAAUUUUCCUAUGGUUUCAAUACAUAUUGAAUUGAAACACUGACUAAUACAAUAUCGGAAGUUUGUUGAAGAGAGGAUGAAAAUGGUUUUAAAGUGUACUCGUUGAUCGUCCUUUCUACGUUCCUGUAUCGCAUUAACGAAACAGUAUCGUGUCUCGAGCAUUUCCAGAACUUUCUGCAAACUCUAAUAACUGAAACGGAAUUUAAUAAAGCACAGUACGAACGGCGUAAUUGACAUUUCGCAUUCUAUUUGCGUACGUUGCCCAACAUUCGACCUGAAUGCACUGUACCCUUGGUUACUACUAAAUUCUAUAAUUCUUCGUUUCUCUUCUCUUACUUUCCGUCUUAUUCUUCUCGUGGACCCAUCUUUUCUACUUCUCCUCUGUUCUCUUUCCUUCUCUGUUACUAUCCUAUUUUUAGCGUGACGCGAUAAAUUAACCUACUUAGCGCAAUACAAAUAUUAAAGCAAUACGUAGAUUGACAGAUAAAUUUUACUUUCAUUAGCAAAAUAACAAUGCCUACGGUAUUUGCUCGAGUUUAUAACGUGCAACGUAAGAGCUACAAAAUAUAAAAACCGAUACAAUAUAAAAUUUUCUGAGAUGCCACUCGACUGGAUCUUUAUAUCCAAUGUAAUAUAUUUCGUUUAAUUUCAAUCGAACUAUUUCUAUUUCUUUAUGUUUCAUCAGACCCUUGAACUCAACUGAAUAUUCAAUUCCAAUCGAAUUCAUGAAUCGCCUAUUGAAUUUGAAAAUCCGAUGGAAACCUUACACCCAAUCGAAAUCUUGAAUCUAACAUCAAGUCUUUGACCCCGCUCACAAUGAGAAUCUGGAACAUUGGAAACUCUAGAACCCUCAAGACUGUCUUUAAAAUUUCCAAGCUUUAAAUCUUCCCGGAGCGCAAAUACAUUCGAAUACUAUCUUUAACGUCUAGUUCCACGUUGUUUUUGGCAAAGAGAAAAGCUCGAGUGCUUCACCAUCGAGAACGUUCUCUUCGAAAUAAUUAAAGAUCAGGAUACCAUCAGGAUGAUUCAUGUAUCCUAUUUCGAGAACACUCAUCUAUAUAGAUUCAGUCGAUUCACUCGCGGUUUGAUUUCAAUUUCUAUUCUCGGUUAACUGUCCACCGAUACGAAACUAGUUAAUGGACGUUCGAAAUCACAUAAAUUCUUCAAUGAUAACCACGACGGUGGUCGGUUUCUCUUAUCCGGAGAUUUACUUCCUUGCCCUGGCCGGACCGGUAAUAGUGGUUCGCGAAAUUUAUUUGCGGAUUCGUGGUGAAACGUUAAUUCGAAAAGGUCGGAAGGGAGCUGGAGGAUCAUUGAACGAGAGGCGGGUGAAAUAAAACGAGCGCACCGAAACGAAACGGCCAAGGGAAAUGAGAAUGACGAAGGAGGAUAGAGAAACGAAAGAAGGAAGAGCGUAUACUGGCAGAAACAAAGAAUCGCGACGAGAGAAGGAAGAGGGGGAAGGGUGAAAACGAAAAGGACCGACGGGGAUUUCGCUAAUGUCAUUUUUUCAGGCCAAUGGAAAUUCUUUCCUCUUUAGCGUUUUAAUCCACCUGCGUGCCUGUGUAAUUUGAUUCAUUCUUGUUCCGCUUCUUUCUGUGAAGGCUGUUUCGGCUUUGCAGGGAAAUUUGAUGGCUACGGUAACCGCGUGAGAGUGAGGGAGAACGGUAAAACGAAAUUGGACUCGUCGAUGUUAUCAAGAAACAAAAGCUAAAUGAAUCUCGAUACUUUAGCCGUGUUUAAUGUUCUUUUCGUAACGCGUGAUCCGAUAAAAGUAUUUAAUAGCAGUAUAAAAAUUGUAAGUACGUAUCGUUAAAGUUUUAUUUCGAUAUCGAGAAGAUUUUCGGUUCCUUGGGGUAAAGGAAAUUUUAUAAAUAUUUGAUAAUUUCAAUUUGAGAGCGCAAUGUUCAAGAUCGAUCACGUUCAUAUUGUAUCGAUGAUGGAUGAAUUUUUGAUUAUUUUAUAUUUCGAAAUUUUUUCUCAGAAUAGAUUAAAUAUUUAACGACUGUUAUGACAGCGUACAAAAAUUUAUUCGUUUCUAAAGUUUAUUACUAAUUUUCAGCUCUAUGUAUCUACGGUGAUACUUGAUAAAUAUACGCGAAAGAUGUUAUGGAGCCUUGUAGAUCUGACAAUUAUAGCCCAAAUCGUGGUACAAGGAAUCGUACAACGGCGGCGAAUUAACGCGAGUGUCUCGGAAGAUAGCUGUUACGAGGGUGGGCGAAAAGACGAACGAUGGAGGUAAACGAAAGAGAGCCGGGGCUCAUUUCCCUUUUGCCACGACCAAUGAGUUUUGAGGGCAAAUCGUCGGAGCGAACGAACCGCGGAACUACCGAAAAGGAUCAAGAAUAUUCACCUCUCGUUUUCCUCUUUAUGAUUUCCAUCUCGUUCCCUUCUUUUCCUCUAUUUCUUUCUUCGUCCAACGAUUCUCCUGCCGCCUUACGUGUUACGUUUCUUCCUCGGCAACGGCCUCCUCUCGUAUUAGUAUCAGCCCUCCGAUUUUCGAGCAGACGAACUUCUGAUUUUAUCGAGGCGGAGAGACGGUCGAUCGAGCGGAAGGAACCGGAGAUUGUCACGCAAAUGAAUUUGAAGUAUUGCCAUUUUACAUUUCCACCUGUCUCCGGCCCCGCGACAAUCCAACCGGCUCGUUCUUUCUGAUUUUCCAUUAUCUUACCUUUCGUUUGCAUCGGUCGUCGCUUGUUCGCCGAUCGACCCACGCCACCAUCUUCUCUCUAUAAAACGAUCACCGUUCACUCUAACAUUUCGUUGUACUCGUCGUCUCCGUCUUGUCUCUACACGUGUCUCUCUCACACCGUCACUUGUUUCUCGUUCCCUUUCUUUUUAUCAGAUGCCCUCUGUCUGCUCUCCACCAACGAGGACGUCCUCUUCUUAUCCAUUUCUCUUUCGCGCGCCUCUAUGCAGCCCGUUUCUAUCCCUCCACGAGCUCUCACGAUCGUUUCUCGUCGCUCGUUUUCCCCUUUACACAGGUACGCCUCCAGACCAUUUCCCCUCCCCAUCCGCCCAAACCUCUGGUUGCACCCUCGCGUCGCGUCGUGCUGCCGAGUGUCCGCGAUCGAUGCACCUGGCUGCAUUUGCAAGUUCAGCGACUGAACGGAAUCGGCCGAGACGACAAAUCGAACGGAAUCGGAAAUCACAAUAAGACCGACGAAAGCAACGCGAUUCUUUCCUAGCAGACGCUAGCGAGGGAUGGCGAUAGACCAUUUUGUUUCGCUGCCUUAUCGAAGUGACGGGGAAUUCGGUUUAUCAGUGCGACCAUUCCAACAGCAGGGGGCGAUCGCGUUAAACUGUGCCCUCUCUCUUUGCUUCUCAAAGAGUAUCAAUGACGUUGAAUUCAAAGCGAAAACGCGUCGAAUGCUUUUGUAUCUCGUGGAAUGGAUAAGAUUGUCAGUGUGAUAUCGUUUCUUUAAUUAGCGAUUGUAAUUACAGCUGUGAUCGAAGUACUAUCAGUUGUACUUUUCAACUGCUUUACUACAACAAGUAGUCUACCUUUUAUUCGGAUAUCUUGAAGAUGCGAGAGCUUGCCAAAUAUGCGCGACAAUCGUUUUGAUCAUUUAACUUUUAGAACCGACAUUUUUCUUUCAGAAUAAAGGAAUGCUAUUGAUUGGAAUUUUUCGUUCUAGCGAAAGAACAAGGACUAAUGACUAUCGUAAUUGAAUUAUUUAGAGAUAAAACAAUAAUACGAUAAUUAUAUAAUAAUAUAGCAACAAAUAAUAAUAGUCAGUGUCGAAACAUACAAACGGAUAGGAAUAUAAAUCACGACUGGAAAUCAUAUCGCGUUUUAGUAAACUGAAAAAUAACAUUAAACGUCAAAAUCUGUCCAAUUCUCGAAUUUCCAAAGCAAUUAUAACAAGGAAGGUUCUUCUUGACCAUCGAUCGUACUUCAUAAUAAAGGAAACAAGAAUGAGUAGAUCCAAGAGUUCUUCAGAAAUCAAUUUAUAAGCAGUUACCAUCCUCCGUGGAGGUCGCGUCGGCCUUGCCUCUGCCUUGAAAUAACUCGAUUCGUUCCAGACUUGCGUAUUAAAAGUUCUUCCAUUUCUACAGGGUACAAUAAUAUUAUCAGUCAGUCAGUUAAGUCACCUUGCUAUCCGCGUAGAAAAUUCCCAUUAAAAGAUUUCAAAGGAUAAGAACAUAAAAGAGAUCCUCCUACCUCGAAGAAUACAAUUGAAAGGAGGAUGAUCGUUAAAUUAUUGUAAAAGAUAUUUUUGUUCGGUCUUAGACGUCGCGAUCGCUGUACCUUUUGACCUGUUUAUCUAUGGGCAUUGUCUAAGGACGAGGUAUACAUUAUAUAUAGUAUACAUUGUAAAUCUGUUUGUUUGAACACCAUGUUCGUUUCUCACAUGUCGCUUUAAUCCAAUAAUCAGAUCUUAUAUUCUGUUUGAUGCAAGAGCUUCUCAGAACAAUCACGGAACAGGAAGUUUUAUUAAAGACCAAUUAAUUUCCUUCUAGUUCUUGCAAAUGUAACUAUGAUACAUCUUAUUUUUAAUAGAAGGAAUAUUAAGGAAUCCUGAAAGUUAGAAGGAACCCAAUCUUAAUCGACGACGUGAAUGAUACAAGUUGGCCCCGGUUUUAAGAUAACAUUUAGAAUUACGUCUGUAAAUUUAAUGAAAGAAAUUUGAAGCUUCCAAAGCUUGGAAAAGACCAAUCCUCGCGACGUAUACACCGUUCGUUACACACCAAAUACGAAAGAAAUAUUUGAGGUCGAUUCGUAUUCGAUCGGAAACAUCUUCUCUGUUUGACUUCCAGAGAAAAUUUAUAAAUCGAAAAUUCAAGUCAGCCUUCUUAUUUCGUAACGAUAUAUAUGUAUAUAUAUAUACGUAACCUAUACUGAAACCCGACGAGUAUAAACUUCUUGUAUCCGCAGGCAAAUUCUUGCUUCGACGUUAUUGCGCUCUGUCGCAACAACGGAAGGGUAAUUUCACGGAACCAAUGGCGCCCGUACAACAUCAAUUCCGACACCCUACAUAAAUAUUAUAUUCCCCGAUAAUACUAGCCGCUAUAAAACUCUGCAUUAAUCACCGAACAAGAAAUACCACCCUCUAGCCGGCGUAGACACAAAACGACCACUUAUCCCUGCCGGGCUUUCUCCGUUUCAAAGCCUGCGGCUAUUCCGCAACCUCGUAAAUCGCGACGAGAGAGGCAAGCAUACGGAAAGAGAAGGAGAAAAACUGGUGCUUGGCAAAAGACAGACAGCGGAGAACAGACAGAAGACAAGUUAAAGAUGGAGAAGAAGGUUGAUAAAACGGUGAAACGAUUGAUAGAAAUUGAAAGAAAGAAGAAUACGUGCAUUGGCAGUUGUAAGCAUCAGGGAACAAUAUUUAGUACAAAUUUCAUUCUUUUAAUUACUUCUACUUUCUAGUUAUUUUAUCAUUAAAAAAUGUGCUUUUUCGUAUAUUAUAGUCUCUUAUUUUAUAAUUUUCUUUCGUUAGAAAUCUCUCCCUUUGUAUCUUAUAAUUUAAAACGAAGCAAAGCUUGUUAGAGUUUGUCAAUAAAACUAUAGUGUUUUAAUACGUACUACGUCAGCGAUGUGUACUUCCAUCUACAAACCCGUUUGAUCGUUUUAAACACAAGUUUUGAUAAAAUACAUUUUUUAGUAAAAACCGCAGCUCGCAGACAUAGCAUAGCGUUAACUUGAUCCUUGGAGAAAAUGGAGAUUCGUAGGAGCUGGAGGAACAACCGGUGGAGGUGCGUUGUAAGAGCGAAGAGAGCAGGAUGAAGGAAGAAACUAUCCCCUGGACCGCUGUUUUAAAAUGUUCCCCGCGAUGAAAUAAAUUGACGCCGGCAUGUUUACACGUCGGAGGCAUUCUAGGUAAAAAUUCGUGGAGUGUAGCAAAGCGGAACAGAAAAGGUGGAUGGUGAACCGGAAAAAAAGGGUUAGGAGCCGGCUGAUGUCGAGCAGCGGCGGCAACCGGGUUCCGAACCGGGCUAAGUUGUGUUUAAUUAAUGACCGGACUAAUUAAAAGCCCAAAGAAAAAUACAGCCACGCGCCGGCCAACCGACCCCUAACGCCGUCGACGUAAGAGGUCUCUAAAAUACUCGUUCCAGGCUCAUUCAUAAAGGUAAAUCGUAGGUGGUAAUUGAAAGAAAUGAUAAAACGCGUAUUGCCUCCUGACUAAUAACUUUUUCGUUCACCAUCUUUCUACAUUCGUUCUUUGUACCUUCAGAUAGAGGAUAAUUGAUUUUUGAUCAUAAUUAAUUUUUAAACGAAUAUGGAUGCGAAUGUGAUCGUGAAUAAUUUUCUUCGAUAAUUGGAUUUCUAAUAAAAAAAAUAGUACGUGUUAGAAGUGUGAAGAAUCUUUCGAGGAAAAUAUCUCUGGUCCAGUGUAAAAGAAUGAAACAACAAAUAUUAAAGUUUCAAAGGGAAAUGGCAACAGAAGUAAUAUUCUGUGUCUUUCUGGAUAAAAGUUGCUUUCCAUUUGUUGAUCUUUCUUCAAUAAUGUACCGAAAGAUUGCGAGACCAAGAAAACCCAGAAGAGAAUCCCUUACAGCUUCCUUCAAGCUGUCUUUACAUACAUAAAAGAACUUUCUUCUUUGUUUUCGCCUUUUCGCCAGAUCUUUUAACAAAAUUAAUAUCUCCGACUGCAAUAAAAACGGCUAAUUAUAUUUCACGCCACUAUACGAACACGUCACAUGGUAAACAUAUUUAACUACAUGUUUAUAACCAGAAACAUUAAAACAAACAUAACAAUCGUUCGUUGUUUCGAUAAAAAAUAUACCAUCGUGUGUAUUGUUAAAUUUAAAGGAAACACUUGUCACUGUAAUUUUUGUAGUGCGCUCAACACGUGUCCGAACAUAUUUCUGGUUACAUGAUAGGUCGAGCUCACAAAACUGCCGAUCCUGUGAGAAAUACCUUCUGUUACUGUGCUGAAAGUCUGUGAAAUAAAUCGUUCGCCUUUAUAAGAAACCCUUCGACAUCGAGGAAAACCUUCGCUAUUAAUCUACGAUCUCAACAUCUAAAGUACCAAUCGACUACGUGUCACCGUUUUUAUUACAUAAUAAAUUACCAAGACAUAAUCCGUCACACUUACUUCCUUUCAACAGCGGACGAAGGAUUUCACAGGGCCGUUACUCCAAAAACAUUGAGCACGUUGAAGAUCGACCAGAUUGCUAACAAACCAAAGAAUAUCUUCAUUUCGUUUUGCAUAUUGACCGGUAUUCUUAGUACACCCUCUAUAGGAUGUACAUAUAUAGAUAGAAGAUACGAACAUUAUAUUAAAAUUCUUUCAGGCUAUUCAAAUAUCUACUUUGAAUCAUUUAAAGGAGAAAAAUCAACGUUGGAAUUUAGCCUGAAUAUGGAAGUUAAUUGUUCGCAGUCUUUUAUUUCAAAAUCCAAACUCCACAAAUCGCUUGAUCCCUUCCCCUCCUAGAUAAAUGUGUGAGACUAUUAUAUAAUAAUUUCAAUCGUUCUUCAAAUAUUGAAAUAUCUCGCUCGCGUAAACUAUGGAUCCAGGCAAACGUUGACCCACUACGCGCGCGUUUGUUGCGAUUUAAAUAUCUGUAUGUGUUCACGCUUAUCAAUUCCAAAUGAAAAUUUCUCGCUGCCAUGCACGCGAUCACAUUGAAACAUAUAUAUAUAUAUAUAUAUAUAUAUAUAUAUAUAUAUAUA
This is a messenger RNA of Bombus huntii, 14040 nucleotides long. Its product is annotated as NAD kinase 2, mitochondrial-like. NCBI's taxonomy places the organism in Eukaryota, Metazoa, Arthropoda, Insecta, Hymenoptera, Apidae. Gene Ontology annotation, biological process: NADP+ biosynthetic process; NAD+ metabolic process. The coding region runs from base 2443 to 3603 and encodes 386 amino acids. Gene Ontology annotation, cellular component: mitochondrion. The transcript has 8 exons. Gene Ontology annotation, molecular function: NAD+ kinase activity. The record is from RefSeq and is a predicted model, not a curated record.